Molecule: messenger RNA, 363 nt
Organism: Capsella rubella
Lineage: Eukaryota; Viridiplantae; Streptophyta; Magnoliopsida; Brassicales; Brassicaceae
Product: defensin-like protein 46
Exons: 2
Coding region: 53-292 (79 amino acids)
Source: RefSeq, a predicted model, not a curated record
AAAUAAAAACAUUUGAAUUGCUUAAUAGAGUUCAUAAAAAAAUAUUAAAACUAUGGGUAGUACGAAAACUUUGGUGACUUGUUUCCUUGUAAUAAUACUCGCAAUUUCGUUGUCUAAGCACACUGUUUGGGCUUCAGCGAUAGGGACCAAAAAAUUCUCAAUUGAUCACUGCGAUACUCGGUGUUAUGGAGGGGAUGAAUGUAAGAACUACUGUAUUAAAGCUGGGUUUAAAGGUGGAGAGUGUGGUUCUCUUUGUAUUCCAUGUCCCUUUAAAUGUUGUUGCCAAAACUAGUAAGAGCAUCACCAAUGGUGAAAAAUUGUUUUGGGUCUUUAAUGAAUAAAAUACUGAUAUUUCUAAUAUUA